Xyrichtys novacula (pearly razorfish) is the source of this 4334-nucleotide messenger RNA. The record is from the annotation of a GenBank genome assembly. Lineage: Eukaryota; Metazoa; Chordata; Actinopteri; Labriformes; Labridae.
UUAACCCCUUGAGCCCGAUGGUCCCUUGCAAGGGCCGAGAUUUUGCUGGAUGAAAUUCAACACUAUAAAAAAUGUAUUAAAUCUUGACCGCGGUGUUUACUUUCACUUCUCGAUCCAAGUUUAGACUCUAAUGUUCACAAAACUGGGUCGGAUGUCUGUUUUAGUGCAAACGUUACCUUUUAUAUGUCGAUUUUAAUCAGCCUUGUAGCGAAAUCUGGACCUUUAAAUUUUGGGACAGUCACCGAAUCAAAGCUUUACAGUGUAGCGGAGAAUGGCUCCAUACGGCCAUGCUUGUAGUCCUUUGAAAGGGGAGACUCUACUGAAUCGAAUGACUCCUUUCAAUCCAAUAACUACAUUUCCCAGUACAGUGAAAAAGCCGCGCGUAAAGUUCUCGUUAUCUGUGCGCUUUUAGCUGCAGCGCCUCCGAGAUGAAGGCAGAACGCUGAAUCGCACGCCUAUCGCACAGAUCAGCGCUGCUAACUUUCUGCACCGAGAAAAAACUUUCCCGAGGCAUUUUCAAAGAUGGCAAAGAGAACGUUUGAUAGCAAGAGGGAUAUUGCGGCGAUUCUUGCUGAAAUUCAGCGGGGGUCAGAUGUUGAGUUCGAGGACUCCUCUGACUCUGAGAGCAGCAAUGAUGCCGGCUCCGAGGAGGAGGCAUUGUACAUGAGCGACGUGGACCCGGUUUAUGAGUGAGUAUUUGCAUAUAUUUAUAAGGCUAAGUGUUGUGUGAAUUGAUAUGCACGGUAAACCUUUGUAAAAACAAAACACAGUAGUAAUUAUGGCAACUCAAUAGUAUUGAAUAUUACUGCAGUUUCACAGUAUUUGUUUAUUUUGGGCUAACUUUGCUUGCAGGUACUGCUAGCAUACGAAGUAAAUAUAAAUGCAAACAAAAUGUAGUAGAGGUGAUAGCUUCUGAAUUUAUUGAAUGUUUACAUACGUCCACAGCCUUUGUGUCCUUCAGUGAAAUGUACAAAUGUUUGUUCUACGUAGUUAUUUAUCACCAUUUUCACAGCCACCAAGAAGAGGAGAGUAAAGCACUGGCAGGCCCAUCAGGAGCUUUCACACCUUCAACAAUACAUGCAGCAGCCACCCAUCCCCCACCCUUGCCUGCAAGAGAGGUGUCACCACUUGAUACAAGGUUUGUGUCCUGAUCAUUUGUGUAGUUUGGGUCUCUAAAAGAAAUAAUGCACUCUUUACUGCUUCAGUUAUGUAUUUAUAUGUCUUAUUGUUUGUAGAAAUUGAUGUGAAUCAUCAGUUUUCUAAAUAUGUUUCUUUCAACAUCUGUACUCCUUUUAUCAUGCAACAGUGAGGAGAGAGAAGGUUUGUGUCCUGAUCAUUUGUGUAGUUUGGGUCUCUAAAAGAAAUAAUGCACUCUUUACUGCUUCAGUUAUGUAUUUAUAUGUCUUAUUGUUUGUAGAAAUUGAUGUGAAUCAUCAGUCUUCUAAAUAUGUUUCUUUCAACAUCUGUACUCCUUUUUUCAUGCAACAGUGAGGAGGAAGAAGAAUGCCAAGAAUAUUUGCCACCACAGCGCACCACCUCUUCAUCCUCAAGUUCUGGGCCCUCUUCCCCUGACCCAAAGAGAGCACGUGGCCGUGGCCGUGGCCGUGGUCGUGGCCGUGGACGUGGACGUGGACGUGGACGUGGAGGGCAAGCCAGCAACUUGCCUAGACCGGCUCCUGUGCACCUGGAGGCUCAGCAUGAGGGAUGGCACACAAAAGAGGAGCCAGAUGUUGAGCCUCCAACACCACGAUUUGAGCCGAAGUGUCCACCUGGUCCCAGGAUCGACACCACUGCACAGUGGUCCCCGCUCAGCCUCUUCAGGUUAUUUUUUAGCAGCAGCAUCGUACACACCAUCAUCAAUAACACAAAUGCCAAUGCUGCACGAAGGUUGGCAAAAGGUGCUAAGUACAAGUGGUCUCCCCUCUCAGGUGACUCUUUCUAUCUUUUCCUAUCAAUAGUCUUGUUCUUUGGCUUGGUACGUGUGCACUCCAGGACGGACUAUUGGCGGAAGGACUGGCCGUACCAAUUUGUCUUUCCUAAGAGUAGCAUGUCAAGGGACAAAUUUGAGGCCAUCUUUUGGUCUCUUCAUCUCUCUGAUGUUGCAGAGGAUGAAGAGAAUGAAAGAAAAAGGGGAACACCUCAAUUUGACAGGCUAUUCAAAAUCAAGCCACUCUAUGGUGAGAUUGUGAAUGCCUGUAACUCCCUGUACCAGCCAUACCAGAACAUAACUAUUGAUGAGCGGAUGGUGGCCAGCAAAGCACGCAUUGGAUUUAGGCAGUACAUGAGAGAUAAGCCAACAAAAUUCGGCUAUAAAUUAUUUGUAUUGGCAGACUCCAAAUCAGGCUUUACCUCAAAUUUUUUCGUUUAUCAAGGUAAAGAUGAUACCAAGGUCAAACAGAGGGGACAGACGGAGGAUGGCCUUAGCGUCACAUCCGUCAUGGACCUGAUGAAGUUUGACCUCCUUGGGAAAGGCUAUCAUCUUUACGUUGAUAACUUUUAUACCAGUCCACGGCUUUUCUCUAAAUUACUGCAACAUCACACUGUUGCUUGUGGCACCAUUCGGUCGAAUAGGGAGGGAUUUCCAAAAACCGUCAUAAACGACCUCCCAAAGAAACCUGAGAGGGGAGACAUGAGGUGGAUCAGAAAGGGCAACCUUCUGUUCGCACGGUGGAUGGACACCAAAAUUGUAAACAUAUGCAGCACCUUCCACAAGGCGUACAGCGGGGCCACUGUACAGAGGAGGGUAAAGGGACCAGAUGGACACUGGCACAGGGGUCCUGUGCCAGUGCCAGAUGCAUGCAGGGACUAUAAUAUGAACAUGGGUGGUGUGGACCUCUCUGAUGCGCUUAUCCAGUAUUACACCGUCCACAGCAAAACCAUGAGGUGGUAUAAAACCUUUUUUUACCACUUCAUGGAUAUUGCUGUGGUCAACAGCUUCAUACUCCACAAAGCAGUGGCCACCUGCCAAAAUCAGACCCCUCUGUCCCUCAAAAGGUUCAGGGAGGUUUUGAUGAAGGAAAUGGUUGAGCAGGCUCAACUUAUUCCUGCUGCAGCCACCCCUGGCCCGAGCAGUACCACCACCUGCAUGCCUGUGUUUAGGGGGGAUAGCACUCAGGAGCGCAGGAAAUGUGUGGUCUGUGCGGCCAAGGAGAGAGAAAAGGCCAAGCAGAUUCAGGGGUACAAGGCAAAGGACAUGAAGACACCGGUUUUCUGUUCAAGGUGCAAUGUGUCACUUUGCCUUGUACCCGGAAGAAACUGCUUUGUGGAGUAUCACAAAAAUACUGGGUAAAUAUUGGGUUUUCGAGAACCACAUUCAUCCCUUGUAAAUAGUUUGAUUUUUUGCACAUUUUUACAUACUGUAAUAUUGUUUAUUGUGUUUUGCUGUGUUUUUUGUUUACCUGCACAUUCCAUUCCUUCACAUUUACAUUGAUCACUUUAUAUUUAUUUGUUGAACUGCAGCUGGAAAGCCAUUCCAUCCCCUUAUUGCUCAUUGUAAAUAGUUUUGUUGCACCUUUUACUUACAUUUUGUUUGCACUAAUUAUGUUUGCUGUGUUUUAUAUUGUUAUCUAUUGUUUUUUAUUUUAUAUUUCUUGCAAUUUUACUAUUUAUUUUACAUUGUUUGCACUUAGUGAUUGUUUGUUUCUCUUUUUGCACUUUACUUUAAAUAAAAAUACUCCCUGUGGAGCCCUAAAAAGUAGAACUUCCUGUUAUUUUUCAUUAUUCUUUAUCGCAUAUGAACAUAUAUAUUGUGUACAAUGGUGGAAAUUGAUGAGUCACUUGGUAAAUUUCAUAUCCAAAAGCUUCAAUAGUUACUAGGAGUCUAGUCUAAUGGAAAUUAAUUGUAAUUUGGAGCCAGUUUUCAUCAGAGGUAGAAAAUAAACCAUUUGGCACAAUUUGGCACAAAGUGUGCCAAACUGAGUCCACGCCAGGGUGUAUCCUUACAAAAACCUUCAUGUAGGCUUUACUGUUUGCCCAAAUGCUAUCAAACUUGGUACAUUUGUGGUCAAGGAGUGGGUGAAGCUAAUCAAUGGCAUCUGGGGGCCUGGAAUCAUUGCCAGCAUUGUGUUUCCUCUGUCAAAAAAAGGAAACAUUUUGGCGAGGGUAAAAAACGUCACUUUUCCUCUGAUUUAUUCCACUUUAUUCAGGCAUAAUGACAGAUACAACACUUCUGACACUUGGAACACAUUCUCUGAAGUCUCUAGAUGUCCAAGGACACCAAGAACAUGCAUAUAACCUUUAGUAAAGUGUAGUAAUUCCUCAUUUACUUUGGGUAUGUCUUUUAGGCGUUUUUUUCCCUAAAAUAGGCUCAGGGCUUAACAGGUUAAGAAAGGAUU